Molecule: messenger RNA, 702 nt
Organism: Cutaneotrichosporon cavernicola
Lineage: Eukaryota; Fungi; Basidiomycota; Tremellomycetes; Trichosporonales; Trichosporonaceae
Exons: 2
Coding region: 1-702 (233 amino acids)
Source: RefSeq, a predicted model, not a curated record
AUGACCUCACAAGCUCAACUCCUCCCGUCGCUAUACGCCCUCCUCCCUGCUGAGCAGCUCGAGCUCAUGCUCGCGCGCCUCUCCAACGCCGCUAUCAACGUCGAGCCAUACCACGUCCGCGAUGGGGUGUAUUCCAACCUGCACCCGGUUAUUCCUGGACAGCACCGCACGUUGAGGUUGAGAGGCCGCAAGCGCCGUCGCCGCCGUACGAGGGGGACGCCGCGGUGGGCUGGUGGACUCGAGGAGCAAGUCGUCGAUCGGUGGGAGUACUCGCUUGCGUGGAUGAGCCCGCCGCUCCAGGGGCGCGAGUAUGCGGAUAUGCGCGUGCAGGCUUGUAUUGCGCUCGAGGUGGCGGGGUUGAGUACGCGCGACGAGAUCGAGGAGUAUAUUGAGGGGCUGGGGUUUGAACACGUGCACAGCUCGACCCGUAUCGGACACCUCUUCUCCCUCCCCAUCGCGGGAUAUACCACCACACUCCACCUCACGGUCACGCGUGUGCUCGGUGACGACGCUACACCCACCAAGACGUCCGAACCGUACUUUGUGCAGCUGACGCCGGCGCGGCCCGUCAGCACCACAGCCGAGCGCGGGCUCCUCACGCUCCAGGACGCAAUGCGGGUUAUGCAGGACGCGGCUGGGCGGAUUGAGGGACUCAAGUGGGAGACGGGCCAGGAGAGGGGCAUUGCCCAGACGAAGCGAUAG